AAGUGAAUAUCGCUGUGUUCAAACAGCAGCGCGGCCAAAGUUGUGGAGAUAGAAAGGAGAGAAUUGAACCUAGGUAGCGGUACGGUGCCGGAAUGAUUGGUUUAGCGGGACGGUUGAGAACGUUUCCUCCCGAAGGCCUGAAGGAACUGUCAAGGAACAGAAGAUGGAAUUAUUAGUGUAGUCAGGCUUCCAUUAAGGACAGCUGGAAAUCGUUUGUAGCACCAUUAAAGAUGGGCUUAGAAAUAGGGCAGUGUGGGAGAAGGCAAUGCUGCAAGGUGUGACUCUGGGAAGGAAAAGGUUGUAUCAUAAUACGUGGUUUGCGAAGUAUAGAGUAGCUGAACACGUGACAGAGUAUCUUUGUGUUUUCCUGAAGAGUCUCAUCUUCUCUUUCUUUUCACGUGUAUCCUUAUCAGGAUACCAAUAAUCUAAAAUGUAUUUAUCUCGUGAGGUGUUUGGGAUUAUUUAUGGAGCACCUCCUGGUGCCAUCCGUGGAACUGGGGCCUGGGCGUCAGUGCUACGGCAAAGCCUACCGUGGGUGUCCUGAUGGGAGUCAGGAUCUGGUGGGAGAUCUUUUGGGGUCUCUAGAGUAGGCUCAUGGACUUAGUCUAGGGUAGACAUGAAUCUUCAUUAAAGGGAACACAGAGUCCAUGAAAUUGAGUGAUUUUGGUGUUGCCUUUUGAAGGUCAAUUUUUUGGUCUCAUUUUAGAGUUCUUUCGGCAGUUAACUUUGAGUUAAAGUUUAUUUGAAUAUAAAUAGGACUCUAGUCUUUAAGACAAAUUCUGUGUGCUGAAAAAUUUGUUCCGAUUUGAUCAUUUCUCCUUGAAAAGAACAACUGUCAUCUCAGUAGUGGUUUUUUUUUUUUUUUUUUUAACUUCAUCUUUACAUCAAACACAUUCAUUACUGAAUGACAUUACUUCCAUGGUACAAAAGAUUUUGUAAAAGUUUUUUCAAAGUAGCAGUGGUAGGAAAAUUAUUAGGAUCUCAUUUGAGCAUACUAUUAUCUAAUCUCACCUUUUCAACUUCCCUAUAAUGGUUCUAUGGUACAGUUCAAAACAUCAGGAAAGCUAGGUGAAUUUACCGAAGAAUUGGCCCGAAGGCCCGCGGUUACUCAGCAGUAUUCCAGUCAGCUCUGCAGAGGGAAGAAAUUGAAGACAGGAGCCUGAGGAUUCAGGAGAGACCGCUUGGAGGAAGGCUUCUUGCUGAGUAAGACGAAGAUCCAGACACAGAAAGGAUGCAGGCAUAGAGGGAGAGUCGAGAAAAAAAGGAAAGUUCAAUAGCAUGGGCAGGAGUGAAAGAGUGAUCUGAGCAAAUGAGGAGCAAGAACAACUUUGUUUUUUAACGUCUACUUAUUUUUCAUAGAACACAAGGGCGGGGGAGGAGAGGAGAAGAGAGAGAGAGAGAGCAAGCUCCAGGCUCUGAGCUGUCAGCACAGAGCCCGACGCGGGGCUCGAACUCACGGACCGCGAGAUCAUGACCUGAGCUGAAGUCAGCCGCUCAACCGAAGUCGGCCGCUCAACCGACUGAGCCACCCAGGCGCCCCAAGAACAGCUUUUAAACGGUACAUUGGGACUCCUGCUAGUCACAGGACCCCGCAACUGGAUGGUGUGGCCCCAGCUCACUUCCACAGUCUUACCUUCCGGGUCUCCGGACCCCGUCUGGGCAUGUGCUGCUGCUUUGGCCGGUAGUCCUCCCCUUUCUUGAAGUCAGCUCCAUUUCCUCCUUCACUUUCAGCUCAGAUGUCACCUUGUCAGGGAAAGCUGCCCCCCAGCCCCUGCCACCUCUUCGUUUUUAAUAUCUCCUGUCUUGCUGCAUUUUUCUCUAUAGUGCUUAUUACACUUGAUAAUUUUUUUUAGUGCUUAGUUGACUAAUGCCUUUCAGAGAGAAGGGGCAGUGGUUGGCCCCCUCCCCCCUUCUUUGGGAUUGGCAAGUGUUUGGCACAUCCUGAGCACCAAGUAAACAUUUAUUUGUUGAGUGAAUCAAUGAACUACAUGUUUUGAUCUUUACUAUUUGGUCUCAAGGACCCAAGAACUGUCUUCUUAAAGAUAGGACUGGAAAACCAUGUAGCCAGGAAAAAGAAUUAUUUGCUCCUGGAUUCCUUUAACAAUGCCUGUGAAAUACCUACUGUUUGUGAGAAGCCAGAUGUUAGGAAUAUGGAAUAGAAACGUCGUGCCUUUUUAUUUUUUAUUAAAGUUUAUUUGACUAUGCUGUAUUGGAUUGUGCCUUCUUUAUUAAAGGAGCACAUCAUUUUCGUAGUUUAUUGAAAUAGUUACAGCCCUUAGUGUUCAUUUGGAGAGGUUUUAAAAAUUGUGGAGGGAAUCAGCCUGGAUACUCUUCACGGUUCCUAGCCAGCAGAGUGAGGUUCAUUCUCCAGUGAUCUCUGGAAUGUCAAUCUGGCAUUUGCAGUAGCCAAUGUCGGGUUCACAUUUAAAAUAAGUGCUAGCUUUGACUUCAUCUAAAAAGUGACGGAAAAGCGAAGACGGUGAUUUGUUUGGAUGCUUUUUGGCUUUAACUUUUUCAAGUUUGGACAACAGAAUGAAAAUGAUUCGGGAAAGUUCAUUGUAUGGAUGGAUUUUUUUUUCUUUUUUUAAAGAAUGAGUUUCAUAGUUAGAAAAUUAUUGAAGCUGUUGGUCUUGUCAGGUGAAUGAGCCUUAAAAAAAAUUUUUUUUUAACAUCUAUUUAUUGUUGAGAGACAGAGCAUGAGUAGGGGAGGGGCAGAGAGAGAGAGAGGGAGACACAGAAUCUGAAGCAGGCUCCACGCUCUAAGCUGUCAGCACAGAGCCCAACGUGGGGCUUGAACCCACAAACCGCGAUAUGACGACCUGAGCCGAAGUCGGACGCUUAACUGACUGAGCCACUUAGGUGCCCCCAGGUGAAUGAGCUUUUAAAAGUUUAUAAGGGAUUUGUUUAAAAUAGUUCUGAAACCUUUCUCAGUGACAGGUCUGUUGUAAAUAUUUAGGAAAACAAAUAUUCAGAAUUAUUCAGUAGCUAUUGAAGCUCUCCUCUCUGUGCCUGGUGCCAUGCUAGGCCCUUGGGAGUGAGUUACACGGACAUAAACGUCCUUGCCCUCAUGAGGCUUUUCAGUAUAGUCAGGAGCUCCCUGGAGAGAAAUGUAAAGGAAACACGUUCAGCAUGAGCACUUCCUCCUUCCCUCCCUCCCUUUGUUUAUUUCUUGAACUUGUUUUUGGUGGCAACAUGUUAAGAGUCCUUCAAGCUACGUGUUGCUUUAUCUCUGAUAACAUAGGAAGGAGGUAAAGGGGGGAACAUUUAUAGUACCAUGUAAAAUAGAAAUUUAGAUCUUCAGGGUGUUGGUAGCUUUUUAAAAAAGUUAAUGUCGAUCAGUGAAUUUAUUCUCUUAAAAAAUAAGCUAUUUAACGAUAAUAGCAACAAUAGCUAUUAUUAAUUGAUUGCCUGCUAUGGGCCAGACACUGUACAUAUUCAUUAUUAGUUAUUUUUUAAUAUUCUCAGCCACUCUACAAGGUGGUUGGUCGUAUCUCUGUUUUAUAAGCUAGAAGGUUGAGAUGUAGGGAAGUAAAUUUGCUUAAGGAUCAUCAUAGCAGAUUGCAUAUGCUGCCUCCAGAUAAUAGAAAACUUAGUUGAAUGGGUAAGUGCCGUAAAGUUAAACAUUUAGAGAGAAAAGAGAGAGAAACAUAGAGCUUCUAUAAUCCAUUAAUUGAAGAAAUAGAUACAAGUUCUGGUAUACUGGGAUUGAUGCCUUGUGCUACUGGUUCAUUCGUUUUUUCCAAUAAUAAACAAAAAUGUGUAAACGCUUUUUUUUUUAUUUUUUAUUUUUAUUUUUUAAUUUUUUUUUAACGUUUAUUUAUUUUUGAGACAGAGAGAGACACAGCAUGAACAGGGGAGGGUCAGAGAGAGAGGGAGACACAGAAUCUGAAGCAGGCUCCAGGCUCUGAGCUGUCAGCGCAGAGCCUGACGUGGGGCUCGAACUCGCGGGCCGCGAGAUCGUGACCUGAGCUGAAGUCGGACGCUUAACCGACUGAGCCACCCAGGCGCCCCUGUAAACGCUUUUUAAAAAAAAUUGUUUUUUUAAAAUGUUUUGUUUAUUUUUGAGACAGAGACAGAGCACGAGCAGGGCAGGGGCAGAGAGAGAGGGAGACACAGAAUCGGAAGCAGGCUCCAGGCUCUGAGCCGUCAGCCCAGAGCCCGACGCGGGGCUCAGACUCACAAAUGGCGAGAUCAUGACCUGAGCCGAAGUCGGUCGCCUAACUGACUGAGCCACCCAGGCACCCCUAAACGCUUUCUAUAUUUGAGGAAUUCUUUAUCUUAAGGGUCUUGGGGGGAAGUAGAAAUCUUCAAUUUUGAAAGCCAAAUUUGCUCACUUUCUCUGCAUCUUUUGGAGUUGGGACAUGGUCGUGUGACCUGGGGCCUCCAGGCCACUACCUCAGAAGCUAGUGAUUUUCAGAAGCAGACACUUUGUCAGAUCUGUGUCCCGCAGUGCAAGGGGAUGGCAGCUGCACCUGUUUCCCGGAGGUGGGCAGCGACAAAGAUUCAGCUGUAGCGUUUGGUUCCUGGUGUCACUGGCGUCUGUACUGGUUGCAGUGACUGAACCCUGUGUUGUCUCCACUGGACCAGAUCUGUGGUUUGAAUCUUGGGUGUUCUUCGUUAUGUAGCCUUCCAGUCUGGCCCUCCUGGGGUUUUCUGUGAGUUGCCUAAUAUGCUUUAAUAACUUCCUUUUCAGUUUCAGCAAAGCCAGAGUUAGUUUCUUUUGUUUGCAACUAAGAACCUUUACUUAGAUGAUGCUAAUUAAGGUAAUUGACAAUUCCAAGAAACUCCAGGGUCAGGGUUACUUGCAUCUAGAUUAGAAUUUAUUAGUGGGAAGAGUUCAUGUAUAUUAAGUGAAAUAGUUACAUGCUGGCUGCUUAUUGAUUUAAUGAAUUUGCUGAUUCGAAUUUGCCUCUUCUAGGUAUUGGGGAUACAGGAGUGACAAGAUAGACAAGAUCCCUGCCCUCACAGAGGUUAAUUCUGUUGUGAAAAGUAGAGAAAGCAAGAGAGCAAAUAACAAUGGCAAAGAGUGCUAAAUGCCAUGAUAAAAAUAAAGUGUUAUAGUUUUGCUGCUGGACUCUUCCCUCCCUCCCCCCACCCCAUCAGGAUGAUAUGAGACUUGAAAGAAGACGAUGCAUACAGAUGAUGUUCGAAGCCGCUUUGGCAUCGUCUGGUGGCCUGUUAGAAAUGCAGACCCUCAGGCCCUACCCUAGAUGUACGGAAUCAGAACCUGCAUUUUUCACAAGAUUCAGAGGCGAUUUGAGGAGAGACUUCAGCAUGCAAACCUUCAUCUGUUCGGCUCGCACCGUCAUUUUCAUUCCAUGCUGCUGGCCUUCAGAUGGCUGGACAGAUGCCCCAUUCACAUCAGUACAGUGACCGUCGCCAGCCAAACAUAAGUGACCAACAGGUUUCUGCCUUAUCUUAUUCUGACCAGAUUCAGCAACCUCUCACUAACCAGGUGAUGCCUGAUAUUGUCAUGUUACAGAGGCGGAUGCCCCAAACCUUCCGUGAUCCAGCAACUGCUCCCCUGAGAAAACUUUCUGUUGACUUGAUCAAAACAUAUAAGCAUAUUAAUGAGGUUUACUAUGCAAAAAAGAAGCGAAGACACCAACAGGGCCAGGGAGACGAUUCUAGUCAUAAGAAGGAGCGGAAGGUUUACAAUGAUGGUUAUGAUGAUGAUAACUAUGAUUAUAUUGUAAAAAACGGAGAGAAGUGGAUGGAUCGUUACGAAAUUGACUCCUUGAUAGGCAAAGGUUCCUUUGGACAGGUUGUAAAAGCAUAUGAUCGUGUGGAGCAAGAAUGGGUUGCCAUUAAAAUAAUAAAGAACAAGAAGGCUUUUCUGAAUCAAGCCCAGAUAGAAGUGCGACUUCUUGAGCUCAUGAACAAACAUGACACUGAAAUGAAAUACUACAUAGUGCAUUUGAAGCGCCACUUUAUGUUUCGAAACCAUCUCUGUUUAGUUUUUGAAAUGCUGUCCUACAACCUCUAUGACUUGUUGAGGAACACCAAUUUUCGAGGUGUCUCUUUGAACCUAACACGAAAGUUUGCACAACAGAUGUGCACUGCACUGCUUUUCCUCGCGACUCCAGAACUUAGUAUCAUUCACUGUGACCUAAAACCUGAGAAUAUCCUUCUCUGUAACCCCAAACGCAGUGCAAUCAAGAUCGUUGACUUUGGCAGUUCCUGUCAGUUGGGGCAGAGGAUAUACCAGUAUAUUCAGAGUCGCUUUUAUCGGUCUCCAGAGGUGCUACUGGGAAUGCCUUAUGACCUUGCUAUCGACAUGUGGUCCCUUGGGUGUAUUUUGGUUGAAAUGCACACUGGAGAACCUCUGUUCAGUGGAGCCAAUGAGGUAGAUCAGAUGAAUAAAAUAGUGGAAGUUCUGAGUAUUCCACCUGCUCACAUUCUUGACCAAGCACCAAAAGCAAGAAAGUUCUUUGAGAAGUUGCCAGAUGGCACUUGGAACUUAAAGAAGACCAAAGAUGGAAAACGGGAGUAUAAACCACCAGGAACCCGUAAACUUCAUAAUAUUCUCGGAGUAGAAACAGGAGGACCCGGUGGGCGUCGUGCUGGGGAAUCGGGUCAUACCGUGGCUGACUACUUGAAGUUCAAAGACCUCAUUUUAAGGAUGCUUGAUUAUGACCCCAAAACUCGAAUUCAACCUUACUAUGCCCUGCAGCACAGUUUUUUCAAGAAGACAGCUGACGAAGGUACAAACACAAGUAACAGCGUGUCCACGAGUCCCGCGAUGGAGCAGUCACAGUCCUCCGGAACCACCUCCAGCACGUCCUCCAGCUCAGGUGGAUCGUCGGGGACGAGCAACAGUGGGAGAGCCAGGUCAGACCCGACGCACCAGCACCGGCACAGCGGCGGGCACUUCACAGCUGCCGUCCAGGCCAUGGACUGUGAGACUCACAGUCCCCAGGUGCGUCAGCAAUUUCCUGCUCCCCUUGGUUGGUCAGGCACUGAAGCUCCUACACAGGUUACUGUUGAAACUCAUCCCGUUCAAGAAACAACCUUUCAUGUAGCCCCUCAACAGAAUGCAUUGCAUCAUCACCAUGGAAAUAGUUCCCAUCACCAUCACCACCACCACCACCACCACCACCACCACGGACAACAAGCCUUGGGUAACCGGACCAGGCCAAGGGUCUACAAUUCUCCAACGAAUAGCUCCUCUACCCAGGAUUCUAUGGAGGUUGGCCAUAGUCACCACUCCAUGACAUCCCUGUCUUCCUCAACUACUUCUUCCUCUACGUCCUCCUCCUCUACCGGUAAUCAAGGCAACCAGGCCUACCAGAAUCGCCCGGUGGCUGCUAACACCUUGGACUUUGGACAGAACGGAGCUAUGGACGUUAAUUUGACCGUCUACUCCAAUCCCCGCCAAGAGACUGGCCUAGCUGGACAUUCAGCGUACCAAUUUUCUGCUAAUACAGGUUCUACACAUUACAUGACUGAGGGACAUCUGACGAUGAGGCAAGGAGCUGACAGAGAAGAGUCCCCCAUGACAGGAGUUUGUGUGCAACAGAGUUCUGUAGCUAGCUCGUGACUAAAUUGAAACUUGAGUUUGUUUCUUGUGUGUUUUUAUAGAAGUGGUGUUUUUUUCCAAAAAACAAAGUGCAAAGCUGCUUGCAUCAGAAGGAGAUUAACACACUGAACCGCUACAAGAGGGCAAAGCUGACUUUUUUUCUUUUUCUUUUUCUUUUUUUUUUUUUUAACUUGAAAAGAUUGCAAAGGGACAAUGAAGUUUUUCAAAGAGCCAUGUCCACAAACCCGUCGUCACGGAGAGCGCAGAGGUGUCCUCUUUUCGCCUCCCCCAUUUUAACUUGCCACACCCCAGCCGUAGUGGGUUUUUUUGUCUUUUCUGUUCCACAGAAGUUAAUGUUCAGAUGUUGGUCUUGGUCAUUUGCCAACUAAUUUUAAAAUAAAAAGGCACUGCACAUAAUUUGCAUAAAGGGCCCCACGAGGGUGUUUUUUUUCUUUUUGUUUUUUCCUUUUUCCUCCCUUUACCCCCCCUCCCCCCCCGUUUGUUUUGUUUUGGGUGGGUGGUGGGAAAUUUGGGUUUUUAAGUCCUCUAAACACACUUGGGCACGGAAACGCAGUACUGUAAGGAAGAGGGACCUCCAGCUGACACAAACAUCACCUUCAGCUGUAUGGAAGGGACGGUUGUUCUGGAGUUUGUUUGUAAGGCACAGUGAGCAUGCUAAGUGGCGGGGAUCAGAACUCUCCUGUCUGAACCUACUGAGGAGCAAAGCAGCAAUUACAUGGGAUCCCGUGGGUCUCCUGUUGGAGAGGCCACGGUAGAUAGUAAUGGAACGUGACUGGUCUCCUAACCGAGGUGCACUGAGAAGCAAUCAACGGGUCAGUCGUGGCCAGUCCUGGGGAGGUCUGAGUGGUGGUCUUUGGGAUAACCUUUGGCCUUAUGGAUUUGGACUCGAAAUUAGAAGAGCCUACCAUUUCAGAUGCAAUCACUUUUGGACAUGCUUUUGCAGACAGUCCUUAAUGCUGAAAACACAGAGAAUGGGUAAUUCAAGAGGCCUUUCUUUUAAAAUAGACUUUUGUGACCCACUAAUUGUAAGGUAUUGCAAGGUCACUUUGCGUGUGUCAUAAAGUUGACUUCCUUAUUGGUUGAAGGUCACAGAAGUAGUGGUUUGCUUUGAUGGAAAUAGCUACAGCUGUGUCCCUUCCUGCUUUUUACUUUUUUUGUUUUUUUUGUUUUGUUUUGUUUUUGUUUUUUUUUUGUUUCAUUUUUGCUUUUUUUCUCGGCACGUGGUAUCUCCACCAUUUCUUCUGCACAAAGAUGUCUUCUGUUCAUCCUGAACAUUUUUAAAAAAUGCAGAAUUUUAUGUGACUGCUUUUUUGCCUCACAAUUAUGCUGUGAAUUUUACAAAAAUUUAUUUUCUUUUUUGAUAAUUUAUUGUACCAAAGCUGUUUUUAUAGCACAUAGAUGUCUGUAACCAAUAAUGUAGCAGUCCUGCACUUUGACACAAGGUGUAACUAGACCAUUUUUAAAUGUCAGUUGAAAAUUAUGGCUGUACUAUUGCUUAAACAAAACUGGAACUGUUGUUGAAUCCAUAGCCAAUACAUCUACAGCAAUCUGUGUUCUGAACAUAAUAGAUUGACAUCUAAUUCAAGAUGACAGCAUCUGUUACAUUCUAAAUGUGUUCAGGCUUCCGAAGGUAAAGGGACACUGGAUCCAGAAGCUAUGGAACCAGCAGUCGAUUCUUGUAUUCCUGAUUAACCUACUUGUAAACUUGAAAGCAAGACCUUGAUUGCACCAACAGGUCCAAAAUAUGAGCACGAGUAAAGCAAAACUCUCAUGCGUGACCUGAAGUGAACAGGCUGGUGUUUAACAGGUGCCUAGUUUUGAGAUUAUGCUGCCUUAAUGUAACACAGUCUGGCAGUUGCUAAAUUUGUGUUCCCAUUUUAAAUUGACCAAUUUUAGGGUGUUAUACUUUUGAGCGGUUGAAUUGGGAGAAUGAAGAUAAGUAAUUUAUCUGUCCAGGAUCAAAAGAAGCCUAGGAAAGAAGCAGUAAUCUACCUCUGCCGAUAACCCUGUUCAAAACAACUCAGCAGAACACCACAUUACUUUUUAUUGGUCAAUUCUAUGUGGCUGACUAGGUCAAUUUUUUCUGAACAAAAAGCAGGUUUUUAUAUGUAAACAGUGACAAAAAGAAAGGCUUAAAACUAUGUGAAUGUGAAUGGAAACUUGGAAAUACCGUUUUUAUAAUCCACAAAAUUUUUUUGUUGUUAAUCAGGAAAUCCAUAUUUAUUUUGUAAUUAAAUGUCAAGCCUGUGGAUGAUUUUUGAACUUGGUAGUUCAUAAAAGUUUACAGUGAAUAAAAGGAUAUCAUCUUGAGUAUAGCAAUAUCAAAAGGAAUCAGUAGUUACUGCUGUUUAGGACUAUAAGGGGAAGAUAUUAUAUGGGUCAGGUCAUUUUUUUCUGUGCUGGUUGCCACAUCUUAGCAAGCACCAAAAACGAAAGCAGUUUUUAAACCGCUAUUUACAUAAAGGAAAUCAUAAAAUCCAAUGCUUCUGCAUACUGUGUUAUGUUACAGUCCAGUUUUGUGUGCUUUACUACACGGUUUGGUUACAGGACUUCUGUGCAUUGUAAAACAUAAACAGCAUGGAAAAGGUUAAAUACCUGUGUGCAGAUUGUAAGAUCUGGUCCGGACUUGCUGUGUAUAUUGUAACGUUAAAUGAAAAAGAACCCCCCUUUGUAUCAUAGUCAUGCGGUCUUAUGUAUGAUAAACAGUUGAAUAAUUUGU
Molecule: messenger RNA, 10259 nt
Organism: Panthera uncia (snow leopard)
Lineage: Eukaryota; Metazoa; Chordata; Mammalia; Carnivora; Felidae
Gene: DYRK1A
Product: dual specificity tyrosine phosphorylation regulated kinase 1A
Exons: 13
Coding region: 5336-7540 (734 amino acids)
Biological process (GO): peptidyl-serine phosphorylation; protein autophosphorylation; positive regulation of DNA-templated transcription
Cellular component (GO): nucleus
Molecular function (GO): protein serine/threonine/tyrosine kinase activity; ATP binding; protein serine/threonine kinase activity
Source: RefSeq, a predicted model, not a curated record